UAAAAGCGAUAUUGGAUGUUGGCGCAAUAUACAAACUUGUCUUCUACGGAGGUUCUUUGUUUGAGAUUUUAAAACACGGGGAUGUGAAAUGCCUGACGUUUUAACUUCGGUCUCAACUUCUCAUGAUUGUUCUGCGGAACGGAAACCGGAGAAGAAAAGUUCGUUACUUUCGUUCCGGAAUAUCUGUCAUCUAUGUUUUUUCCUGAUAAUAACCAUAAAGUUAUAUGGCGAAUAUUUUAAAAAUGUUGUUCUAGCCUUUUGGGUGUGCAUUUCAGUCAUUUUCAUGGGAUCUCAAACACAAAGAAGUUUCUCUGAUUCUUCAUAUCGUAAGAUAUGCUUUCUUUACUCACUCAUAUCACUUUCACACGUGAUACUAGUACAAUACUCUUUAUGGCAUCAGGGUUUAUAUGAUAUUCUCUUAGCUCAAACUUCCAGCUCAUUUUCAAGCUUAUCAUUAGUUCUUUGGUGUGCAUUAAUAUGCGACUGCUCAAUGAAAUUACUGCUGGUUUUUAUCAAAAGCACUGCUCUGUUUUUCUUGUCUAGAACAGUUGAUUGCUACACAAUGGGUUCAUUUUUGAGUAUGCUAGAGCAUAUAUUUCUACUUUUGAGACAUAUACCCUCUGGAAUACUUUGGAUAUAUUUUUUAAUGGAAUUUAAUUGGAAAUAUCAAGGCGUAUUAGCUGGAAGAAUCUUCGUCUGCUGUUUGUAUUGCAUUUUAAAAAUCUGUGUUGUUUUCUACGCGUGUAAAGAUGCUCUUCAAUUUUUCCGUUCUACAGUAAACGCUAAGCCGUAUACAAUCGAAUCAAAUACACCAUCGAAUGAAGUUUGUUAUAUGUGCCUUGAACUAUACAGUAUUGUUGGUGUUCUCCCGUGCGGUCAUAAAUUUUGUGCUAAGUGUACAUCACGUUGGUGUAAUGCAUUCACCAGUUGUCCAUGUUGUUCCAGUCAAGAGUUACAGACAAAUUCAAAAUGGCGGGAUGGAUCAAUGGAUUUAUUCAUUCAAUUUUAUUGAUAAAAUAAGUGCGCGUAUAUUAACAGUUGUUAGUUAUUAUUAUUUUUUUCUUAAAAAAAUAACUUUCUUAUUAUUUCUAUUGAUUUAACAUUCCUUAGAUUUUUCUUUCUAUAAUAAUAUGCCAAGGUUUUGUGUGUGUGUGUGUGGUUUGUGGGAUGUGGGUGGUUUUUCUGUGGAUAACCAACAGAUCUUGGGUUCGAAUCCCCACUCCACCUACACACGAACGCACACACACACAUCAAUCUGUCUGUUUUGUGACUCAUAUCCUACAAGGUUUAUUUGUCUUUUUUUCUAUUCGUAUUUUUAUUGGUUGACGUACAUUGUCUGUGUGUGCGUGUGUGUGUACCUGUAUGUGUGUGUCUU
Trichobilharzia szidati is the source of this 1375-nucleotide messenger RNA. NCBI's taxonomy places the organism in Eukaryota, Metazoa, Platyhelminthes, Trematoda, Strigeidida, Schistosomatidae. The record is from the annotation of a GenBank genome assembly.